Messenger RNA from Paramecium sonneborni, 1119 nucleotides. Lineage: Eukaryota; Ciliophora; Oligohymenophorea; Peniculida; Parameciidae. The record is from the annotation of a GenBank genome assembly.
AUGCACUUAAGUAAUUAUUUAUAAACUCUUCAAAAAAAGUUAUUUUAAAGUCUAGAUACAAAUAAAAAGAAAGUGGAAAUUGAAAACAAGGAAUUUAUUCAAAUAUAAUCUUGUGCAAUCAUCAAAGACUUAUUUAAUUCUUAAUAAGGAGAUUCAAUUGGUUAUGUAUUUUAUCUGAAUAUGUAAAUCAUAAUUACCUAAAGUGAUAAAGAUCACAUAGGCUGUCAAAAAUUAAUAGUUUCUAAGAAAAAUAAUUUCUUUUUUCAAUUCUAUAAGAAAUUUAAUAUUUUAUUUUAAUAAGAAUUAUUUUAUAAUAAAGGUUAAAAGUUUUGUUUUCAUUAUGAAAAAUAAUUUAUAUACUUUUUUUCUAAUAAAUAUUUUACAAUAAGUUUAAUUUAAUAAUUAGUUUAUUAAUCUGAUUUCUUAAUAUAUUUUAGUAAUAAAGAAAAUACGUUGAUAAAGGUAGAAAUAUUAAAUUCUAGUCAUAAAUUUGGUAAAUCGUUAAUCCUAUUUAAAACUGUUAAACCAAUUUCAAUCAAAAUCAUAUAGAAUGAAAAGCUAUUUCUUGGAUAUUCAAAUGGACAAAUUAAAUAAUAUUCUUUAAAGUCAAAUCAAUUAAUAAAUAAUUAUCAAAUAAAACAAGAAAACUCCAUUCAGAUGAUAUUUUCUUCAAUUAUUUUUAGAAAAUAAUUUUGUUUAGGAAUAAUAUAGAACAGAAUUUUAAAAUUAAACUAUUUAAGUAAAUAAACAGAAAAUUUCUUAAAUGCUACAUAAAAUAUUAGUUAGUUUUCUUAUUAUUAUGAUUCACAAGAGAAUAUAUAUAUAAUUCAUGCUCUUUUAGAAAAUAAUGUAAUAUUUAUUAUAAAAUUAGAAAAUCUAUAAAUCAAAGAUGAUUAAUGGAAAGGAAAUUGAUGGAAAGGUACGAUCUUUAUAAUAAAAAAUAACUAGUAUUACCUUUUCAAGCAAAACUCUUUAGUUUAUAUAUGGUUGCCAAAAUGGCUACAUAAAUGGAUAUUAAAUCAGGUAAAUUUGAAUAAUAAUUAUUUAUACAUAAAUAAUUAAAAAUGCUAAAAUUAAUUACAUUAAUAUUAGAGCUUUUUCUUGUUUUAGAAUGCUUGA